Molecule: messenger RNA, 1562 nt
Organism: Lutzomyia longipalpis
Lineage: Eukaryota; Metazoa; Arthropoda; Insecta; Diptera; Psychodidae
Gene: Ass
Product: argininosuccinate synthase
Exons: 2
Coding region: 196-1419 (407 amino acids)
Biological process (GO): urea cycle; L-arginine biosynthetic process
Cellular component (GO): cytoplasm
Molecular function (GO): argininosuccinate synthase activity; ATP binding
Source: RefSeq, a predicted model, not a curated record
UUUUUCAAAGCUUAUCACGAUUCACGACGCUUUGAAUGAAUUUUUCCUUCAAGAAAAAAAGUAUUUUUUCGAAGAAUUUGGCUGGAGAUGAUAACCCACGAUACCCUUUUCGCAUUGAUAACAUUGUCUGCUUGUGAGAAGCACUCCCCUGGGCCGGGGAGAGUCCCACAGAUUUAGUUAGUUUUUCGCUGAAAAAUGAAGGAGACGGUUCUUUUGGCGUACUCUGGUGGUCUCGACACCAGCUGCAUCCUCCUGUGGCUCCUUGAGAAGGGCUACGAGGUGGUUUGCUUGAUUGCCGACGUGGGUCAGGAUGAGGAUUUCGAAGCAGCUCGCCGGAAGGCGCUCAAAAUUGGCGCCAAGGAAGUCAUUGUGGCACGCGUGAAGAAGGAUUUUGUUCUCAACUACAUCUUCCCCGCUGUGGCCAUGGGGCUUCUGUACGAGCGACGCUACCUCCUCGGGACAUCCCUGGCACGUCCUUGCAUCUCCGAGGCACUCGUGGAGUGCGCCAAGGCGCGAGGGAUUAAGCUUAUUUCGCACGGAGCCACGGGAAAGGGGAAUGAUCAGGUGCGCUUUGAACUUUCGUGCUAUGCUUUGUAUCCGGAAUUCUCCGUGAUCGCCCCGUGGCGCAUCCCGGAAUUCUGUGAACGCUUCCAAGGGCGUGAGGAUCUUCUGGCGUAUGCCAAGGCCAAUGGGAUCGAGGUGGAAGCUACGCCCAAAGCUCCCUGGUCCAUGGAUGCGAAUUUCAUGCAUAUUUCGUAUGAAUCGGGAGUUCUCGAGGAUCCAGCUCACAUUGCCCCGGAGGAUCUGUACAAAAUGACUCGUGGCCCAUCAGAGUGGCCCGACAAGCCAACAAUUAUUGAGGUGGAAUUCGCUCGUGGAAUCCCCGUGGCUGUGAUCAAGGAUAAAGUUCGUACUGAGGAUCCUGUGGCCAUUGUUGAGCUCCUCAAUCGCAUUGGGGGUGAUCAUGGCGUGGGCAGAAUUGAUAUUGUCGAAAAUAGAUUUGUUGGUCUCAAGUCUCGUGGUAUCUAUGAAACACCCGGCGUAAAAAUCCUGUUCGAAGCUCAUCUGGAUUUGGAGCUUGUCUGCUUGGAUCGUGAAGUUUUCCGUGUAAAGUCCUUCAUCUCAGACCGUAUGGCGGAUUUCGUGUACAACGGCUUCUGGUUCUCCCCCGAAGGUACCUUUUCCCGGCAAUGCCUCCAGCUGUCCCAGGAGAAUGUCUCCGGAACUGUUACAAUGGAAAUCUUCAAGGGUGUUGCCCGUCCCAUAGCCCGCCGGGCCGUCCGAGGACUCUACAACGAAGAACUCGUCUCAAUGAAUGUUCACGGAGGCUACACCCCCGCAUCCGCAGGUGGAUUCAUUGAAAUCCACUCAAUUCGCCUCAAAGAAUUCAGCAAAGCUUUCGGCACGUACACAAAGUGAACAAAAAAAAAGGAAAAAACUCCCCGGAAUUUGCUUCAUCACUUUAUUUUCUCGCGAAAUCUGCCUUUAAAUAUUUUUUUUUAUACAAUAAUUGUCAAUCUAAACGCUAAAUUUGUAAUAAAUGGAACGUUUUCUUUUUUAAA